Molecule: messenger RNA, 3590 nt
Organism: Vitrella brassicaformis
Lineage: Eukaryota; Vitrellaceae
Source: the annotation of a GenBank genome assembly
GGAUAAAAAGGGCUGAAAGGUGGCGGACGAUGCCAUCCUGAGUGCCCUGUGACCAACCCACCUGUUUGCCGGUCCGCAUCUGUGUGACAUCUGCCGCCCAGCAUGGCCAAGAACGAGGGCAGCUCCAAGCGGGAUGCGGACGACCUGGUGGAGGACAUCUUCAUGUCCCUGCUCUUCGGGGUCAUCAGCGCCCUGUCCCUCAUCAUCGGGGCCUUCAUCGGCAUCGUGCGCCUGCCGCCCCUCACCGUCCGGGCGGCACUCAUGGCAUUCGGUGGCGGCGCCCUCCUCUUCGCCCUCACACUGGAGCUCUUCGGACACGCCGUACACGAGCUCGAGGAACACGAAGUCUUCGGUAGGGGGGGGAGGAAGGGGAAAGAGGAAGAGCCCCGCGCAAGGCGCGUCCAUCCAUAUGUUUCUUUCCAUCCAUCUGUGGUGUGGGCAGGUCGGAAGCUCAUCGGCACCAUGUUUGGGGCAUCGCUUGGCGGCGGUCUUUUUUUCGCGGGUCUGAACCGCAUUCUCAACUCGCAGGGUGCGUGGAUCCGCAAGCCGGCGCUGGUCAAGGCGUCGUUCGACAAGAUCCGCCGGCUCUUCGCCAGCACCAUCGUCAAGCGGCUGCGCAAGAUACCCAUGUUCCAGGACCUCCCCGACGAGGAGCUCUACAGACUCGUGGAGGAGAUGCAGACUGAACGGUAAGAGGAGAUGCAGACUGAACGGUAAGAUCAUCGACAAGGCGGGGAGGAGCGAAAAGACAGUUUACACAUUCCACCCAUCUGGUCCAUCCGUCCAUCCGUCCAUCCAUCUAUGUGUGUGCAGUUAUCGGAAGGACGACGUGAUAUUCCACGACCUGGACGAGUACACGUCUCUCUAUGUGGUGGUGACGGGCCAGGUCAUGAUCGAGCUCAAGGAGGACAGGGCGGCCACACUCGCGGCCGACCCAACCUCCUUCCGCAAACUCAAGGAAGAUAUCGAUAAGCACCAGCAGCAGCAGCAGCAGCAGCAGGAGGGGCAGCAGGAGGAGGGCGGGGAGGGAGGUGUGGCUGGGGGUGAGGCGAGCAAGAAAUACGAGGUGGGCAAGAGCCACCGCCGCGCGUCGGUGCGCAAGUCGGAGAUCCUGGAGGUGUUCAUCGCUGGUCAGUGGUCGGCUGGAUGGAUGGAUCGGAGGGGCGGGGGAUGGGGGGCAUGGAUGUCGUAUCUGUGUGGCAUCUAUGUUGUGUCAGGUCCCAACGAUUUGUUUGGUGAGAUGUCUCUGCUGGCUGGCGUGUCGCUGCGUGCCGAAGCGACGGCCAUGGAGCCGACCAAGGUGCUGCGCAUACCUAACUCAGCCAUGCACCGACUACUCGCUUCAAGUACACUGCACCCAACCAACACACACAGCAUGCCGCAUCCACGUCCAUCCAUCGAACCAUCAGGCACGGCGUUGCAGGAGAAGGUAGCGGCAAUGGCGAUCAAGAACUUCCAGGAGGAAGAGGCCUUCAAAGACGUACCUGCAGGUCGGGCGGGGGGGUGGGGGCGACACACAGAGGUCCCAUGGAGUGUGAUGUGUGUAUGUUGGUUGUUUGUGUGUGGGGGUGCAGAGGUGCUGGUUCAGAUGACCAACUACAUGCACCACGAGGAGAUCCCCGCGGGCGAGGUCAUCUUCGUCGAAGUCGACCACACCACACCCAUCUACUUCAUCGUUUUCGGAGAGGUACACACCUCAAUGACAGACAGACAGACAGACAGACAGACAGCAGGCAGCCAGAGAACCAGAGACGGUUGUGAAUGUGUGUAUUGUGUGGUGUGUGGGUGUCAGGUUCAAGUGACGUAUGUCGAUCAGCGUGUGGACCAAUUGGGCUCCCACGACCUCAUCGGCCUGGACCACCUACAGACCGGCAAAACCGUCCAGUAAGCCUCUCUCCUCCCCUCCCCUCACACACACGUUGAGACACGUGUGUGUGUGUCACGUGGGCAGGGCGACGGCGAUAGCUACGGAGCAGACGACGUUGCUGAGGUUGACGCGUGAGGACCUGACGCACAUAGUGGAGACGGGCGAUAAGGGCAAGGCGCUGCAGCGGGCGCUCGAGAGUGUCCCCAACAAGGAAAUCACCAGACACGAGUCCGUGCGAAAGAGCAAAGUGGUCCCGAGUAAGCAAAGCCAAAGCGAGCCACUCAUAAACAACCACCAACACGUGAACUGUGUGUGUAUCGUGGCUACAUAUCUGCACCAACCGACCGUCGUGUGUCUGAGAUAGAGGUGUCGCAGCAGCGUGCCCUGGGGUGGGAGCGCAUACCGUCCGAUGUGGUCAGUCACAUCACAGACAGAUCUCUGAUCCACACACCACACCCACAUCCAUCCCCGCUCAUCUGAAUGUCUAUCGAUGUGUGUGGCCUGCCUGCCUGCCUGCGUCAGAAACCCGAGGAUUUGGAGGGCAUGCAGCACGACCAGAUCCGGCACAUGCUCAGCAAGGCACACGACAGUCAGCUACCUACCCACCCACACCCGCCCCAGAUGUCACUGACCCCUCCCUCCAUGUGUGUGUGUGUGUAUCAGCAUCGAGCCGUAGCGUUCAUGAAGGAGACCAAGGACGAGCAGCAGCAGAAGAAGCUCCGCAAGGGGCGCAGCAGGCUCAGCGUCCUGCUGCCCACCAUACCGCAGGAAAAGACCAAGGAUUACGUACGUACGCACCGAUCAAUGCAAUGCACACACAGCCAAGGACAGGACAGGACAGGACAGGCAGGUCAACGGUCGGUCUUUCCAAUCUCUCGUCGUCUCACUCAGGAGGAGUUGUUAGAGGACGACGCCGACCCCGUCGCAGAGGCAAUUAUCCAUCCAUCCACACGCACACCCACCCACCCCCCACACCCACCCAUCCACCCCUCCCUGUUUGGUUGCUUUGUCCCCCAUUGAUUUGGUUGGUGCAGUUGGCCGAGGCCCGUCAGCUGAUGAUGCAGAUCACCGAGGAGGAGGAGGGCCCCACCAGCGCCCGGCUCGGCCGCGAGAUGCUCACCGACAUCGCCGCACACGAGGACGUCGAGAAGCCCCACGGCGAGAAGGGCCACGGCCACGGCCAUGGAGGGGGCAGCGCGCAGGCGGCCGUGAUGAUAUGGCUGGGCAUUCUGAUCGACGCGGUGCCAGAGUCGCUGGUGAUCGGCAUUCUGUGGGUCAGCAAGGGGCUGGGGGGCAUGCUGCCCUUCCUCAUCGGCGUCUUCCUGUCCAACCUCCCGGAGGCCAUGUCCUCCAGCGGCACCAUGAGGGUAUGUAUGCAUUGGUCCUGGGGGCACACACACGGCUCCGUCAGUCAGUGUGUGUGUGUGUGUUUGUAGGCGAGUGGGAUGCGUGUGCCGACGAUCUACCUGAUGUGGACGGGCAUAGUGAUAGUGACGGGCGUGGGUGCGGGCAUCGGGCCGCCAUAUUUCCCCCCGGAGACAAAAGCGAGGGAGAAGAGGUCAGUCAGCUCAGCGGAGCGAUAGAUACCAACUACAAUAAUGGUGUGGGUUGGUUGUGUGUGUGUAUGUUUGGGGGGCCGCUGUCCGUUUGUCAGUUGGCCAUAGGUGCGGUGGAGGGUUUGGCAGCCGGAGCGAUGCUGACCAUGAUAGCACAGACCAUGCUG